AAGGCGUAACGGACGGUUCUCUCGUACACAGCGAGAGCCACACACUGCGAGCUGCGGCAGUGCAGUUUGACUCGUCUGGCUCCUUUCUUUCACGCAAGCGCAAGUGCAAGUGCGCACCCUGCUCCUCUCGCUGUCUCAGGUCCCCUGCUACGCCUUCUCCGCCACCAGUCUCCCCUGCAACCGGGAUAAGAGGAAAAGAAUCCGCGAGGCGAAAGGAAUAGGAAUAAAGGAGUGAAAAAAGAAUCUCCGAUCGGGAGUCCUGCCAGGUUGAUAAAAUCUUGGCAGGCAUGGAUAUACUGCUAGGUUCUGAGAGAUUCUUGGCGCGACGGACUCCACUCGUGCUCGUCCCUCGCUGCUCUCGAGGCUCCCCGGACAAAAGCGGCAGCGAUAAAGGUAAGCGAUCUGAUAGGUCCUCUGCUGACUGGGACAACGCAUGGGCUACGUUUAAGAAGAAAGGGAAGCUCUUUUCUGAUUUCUCACCAGACAAGUAUGUGACCUGGAACCCACGGCGCAGUGAGUAUCCAUUGUCAGAAGAAGUUGAUCCAAUCAAGAGAACUGAAAGAUCUUACUUGAUGCUGUGGACAAGUCCCCAGUUUACCUUGGUAGGGGCGAUUAUCAUCGUCUUGACAUUACUAAUCUAUACACUAGUUGUUCCUCCCAAGUAA
Sorghum bicolor (sorghum) is the source of this 665-nucleotide messenger RNA. RefSeq lists its product as uncharacterized. The record is from RefSeq and is a predicted model, not a curated record. The transcript has 2 exons. The coding region runs from base 288 to 665 and encodes 125 amino acids. NCBI's taxonomy places the organism in Eukaryota, Viridiplantae, Streptophyta, Magnoliopsida, Poales, Poaceae.